This is a messenger RNA of Blepharisma stoltei, 1332 nucleotides long. Lineage: Eukaryota; Ciliophora; Heterotrichea; Heterotrichida; Blepharismidae. The record is from the annotation of a GenBank genome assembly.
AUGGAAACCCAAGACAAAAAAAUUUGGCCGAAAAAGACUCUACUUGCUCCAGUAUUUUCAACCUUUAUCUGUCUAAUUCUCAUGGUGGUCUCAGUUUUUCACCCUCAGUGAUCCACCCUCAGCCAAAAUGAUGAGUCGUAUCAGUUCAGCCUUUUUAAUUGCCAAAAUUGUAAAGAAAUGUACAAUGGAUGGAGCUGGCAGUGCUUUUCAAAUAUUUGCGACUCGAAAGACAUUAUUGGAGACUGCCAAAUCUACUCAAGCAACAAUAGGUCGGCUUACGCCUAUUUUUCACUAGAAGCUUUUUCCUUUAUCAUUGGGCUGGUGUUGCUGGAAAAGCUCAUCCUACUUAUGAGCGACAAAAGGCAGGGUAAAAACGUAACACUAUAUGUAUUGUCGUUUUUUAUGAUGAUUGGGCAUAUAAUAGCCAUAUCAGCGUGGUAUCAAUUAAACCCAGUAGAGUUUAUUUCAUAUGGCGUUGAAGAAAAUCCUAUAGAAAUCUCGUUUGAGGCCAAAAAUGGCCCUCAAAUCGCUAAAAUUAAUUGCUUGCUGUGUCUUUUAUCAUUCUUAUUAUUAGCGAUUGUUUUACACAGGCAGCCAGACAGAAAAUGGAUAGAAAAUUCUAUCUCUUUAGACGGCCUUGCCAAACGAUACAAAUUCAAUCGUUGGAUGGGCUCAGUUGGCUGGCUCUUUGUUCUCGGGAUGAUUACUAUAUUUUCAGCGCUUAUUGUAAAUCGAUGGGUGUUAAGAAUUUCAGUUGACAGCUAUUGGGAAGGUGGGCUUUCUAACUGUAUAGAUUGUGAAGAAGAGUUCACUGACAUGAAUUGGGGCUGCUUAGCAACGUUUUAUUGCUUAGUUGACUCCACAACAGGGACUUGCCAGAUCUAUAAGCACUUGUAUGAUGCUUAUAAUAGCUAUGCGGUCCUUGAAUGCUUUGCAUUGCUGUGCUCAAUUUUCUUUUUACAAACAUAUUUUCACAUAGCAGCGAAAAAAGACUAUGGAAUUCCUUUUAUGAAUUAUGUAAGCUUUAUAUAGAUUUGGGCUAUUAGUGUUGCAAUGUUUAAUUUUGUUGCUACUAUUAUAUGGUUCACCUUAAGUAAUUCGAAGCUGACUUUUGAUUGCAGAGGUACGGCAAAGGUACAUGAAGAGCCCACGAUGUGUUCAACUUUUGGGCCGUAUGCGAUUUUGUCAUCAAAUGUAUUUUUUAUUGCGAUGGCAGUUAUUUUCUGUAUAGCGUAUAGCAAGAGAAACGACGAUUUCAGGCAAGUUAUAAUCGAUCAAAAUGAUUCGAAUGCUGCUGAUUCUAUUGAAGUGAAAGCUGAGGAUUCUAAGUAA